CCGGUCAAGUAGGUUGAACAUAUCGGGAAAUGAUGUCGUGGAAAGUAGAGGUUGCCAUUUGUUUGGCUGUAUUGUACAUUGGAUGCGUUUUGGCGGCUCCAAAACCAAUCCACAACAGUCAAGAACUGACACAUAAGUUCUCCGAAUUCCUUAAACAAGACAAGGAAUUUAAUGCAUUAAUUGCAAAGGGUGCGGUGGUCGAAGAUGAGCAUCUCCGGUUAAAAAGACAAUCUGACAUCUCUGUGGAGGGGGUCGACGUCGGAAUGGAGGACGAAGGGGAGAAACCCGGGUUUUUCGACAAGGCUGCCAAGUUCAUUACUGAAAAUUGUAAUAGACCAAAUGACUUGAUCACCAAAGAGGAACUAUGCUGGAAAUCAGAGGUAGAAUUGGUUGAAAGAAUACAACAAACAUCUAAAAGCGUUUUAAACUUUGCCAAAAAAAAGUUGGGAAUGGAAACCGAAGAAACAAAUGAAGAGCAAAAAUGUACUUAUUACCAAUGCAUUCUAGCUAAACUAAAGCUUAUAAAUAACGGUUUUCCUAUUUACGAGAAUUUCGAAAAAUGGAUUGAAAGUGAGGUGAUAUAUGAACAGGCUAAACAAUUAUUAAAUCAAUUAAAUAUUUGUAAUGAAGAACUAUCUAGGGCAACAGGAUUAGAGAUUAAUUUUAAUGGCGAUUUUCAAUCAAUGAACACUACUAAUGAAGAAGGUGUACAGAGAACAUUUCAAACUGAAUGUGAUUUGGCUGCAGAAUUUUUAAAAUGUCUUUCACACCAAGAAGGGUGUCCAGUUUUUGUAUACCCCUAA
This is a messenger RNA of Brassicogethes aeneus, 803 nucleotides long. The record is from the annotation of a GenBank genome assembly. Lineage: Eukaryota; Metazoa; Arthropoda; Insecta; Coleoptera; Nitidulidae.